Messenger RNA from Macaca mulatta (Rhesus monkey), 6750 nucleotides. It is a transcript of the gene PAIP2B, whose product is annotated as poly(A) binding protein interacting protein 2B. Gene Ontology annotation, cellular component: cytoplasm. Lineage: Eukaryota; Metazoa; Chordata; Mammalia; Primates; Cercopithecidae. The record is from RefSeq and is a predicted model, not a curated record. Gene Ontology annotation, biological process: negative regulation of translational initiation. Gene Ontology annotation, molecular function: mRNA regulatory element binding translation repressor activity.
AAUGGCUUGGGUUCGGGGGCGGGGCGAGGAGGUAGUGUGCAGUAAGAGGUAACCUGGCAAGUGGUAGUGGCGCUUCUCGGGUUCUGUGCUUCACGCUUUGGUACUAAAGGCCGAGACUGUUCUGGCGACGGCGACCUCUACGGCAACAGCUUAAGCUCUCGGAGGAGUGGCAGAGUACGAUCUGAAGGAGGGGCUUCUGGUCAGCCCAGGCAGCUGAAAGGUGAACCGAGAGAGGCAGAAUACGUUGAACAGGGAGUUUGGCAAGGUUCUAUCAUAAUGAAUGGAUCCAAUAUGGCAAAUACAUCACCCAGUGUAAAAUCCAAAGAGGACCAGGGGUUAAGUGGGCACGAUGAAAAGGAAAACCCAUUUGCAGAGUACAUGUGGAUGGAGAAUGAAGAGGAUUUCAACAGACAGGUGGAGGAGGAACUGCAGGAGCAAGACUUCUUGGACCGCUGCUUCCAAGAGAUGCUGGAUGAAGAAGACCAAGACUGGUUUAUUCCAUCACGAGACCUGCCUCAGGCCAUGGGACAGUUGCAACAGCAGUUAAAUGGACUGUCAGUCAGUGAAGGUCAUGAUUCUGAAGAUAUUUUGAGCAAAAGUAACCUGAACCCAGAUGCCAAGGAGUUUAUUCCAGGAGAGAAGUACUGAGCCGACAAAGCUUUGAGGAGGACUUGUCUGUCCCCACAUCUGGGGAUAGUAAUGCACAAAAUAGUGGAGCUGAAGAUGGGGAUGGGGCGGGCGAGGGACGCACAGCGGGAAGGGGAGUGGUGGUCUCAUGAUACUGUGACUCUGAGUAACUAAUAUGCUCAGUCUUAUUCUACAAGCCUCUGAGUAUUUCUGUUUUGUUCUGCUGAUUUUUGUUUGGAGCAGUUUCCUGUUUUGUUUUUUUGAAUAGCUCUUUCGAGUUAAGGAAAUUGCAUUUUCCCCGCUUCAUCAGGAGUGUUCUGCGGUGUGUGUUUAAACAAAAUAAGCUGACCAAGAUAAACUGGAUAUUUAGGAAAUGCCCCUCUCACCCUGCUGUAUACUUACCAAGGACAGUGAGCCCCUGGAGAACUUUUUGUGGAAUCUAUUGAAUUGGAUGGGAAAAGGGACAAGCAGAAAGAGCAGGUGGUACAAACCAGAAUUUGAGGCUCAGCUCCCCCAUCGCUGGGGUCUCCUGCAGUGAACUGGGAUAACCAAUGCCCUGCCGAGCCCUUGCCUGUUUGUCCUGAACCCCAUUCAAGAAAACGCAGACUUAGAGUACUUAGUUUACAGUAACUUUGAUGAUUGUUGAAAGUUGUAAAUCAGAAGGUGGGGCUGUGAUGGUGGUUGUCACUUGAGUCAUUUAGUUACUGUUGUCCUGUUCAUAAGCCUGUGUUCACCAUCACCAUCAGACUCACCAUUUAUAAGUAGAAGAGCACUGUUGUUGAUCUGCCACCUCAUCUUUCAUGAAGUCUAUUCCCCGGCCUCCUUUCCACCCUAUCCUACUCUGUUUUUAAGAAAAGAUAUUGCUGCCAAAGGCAUAGGGGAGGCCUGGUGUGCUGACAAUUAGCAUGAGCCUGCAGAAGUCAUCCUUGAAUCUGCUGUGUCUAAAUUUUAUUUGGACAGCCUUUUUUUUUCCAGCCUCAACACUUGGUCUUCCUGGUGUCUCAAUUCCCUCAGACAAGUUUGUGCACGUUUUAAAGGAUAUAUUUUUCAGGACACUAGUAAGAAGCUCAGUUCACAGUUUGGAUAUUUCUUCCCACAUUAUAGAAUUUUGGAAAGGAACUCAAAACUAGCCUAGGAAAGUGAGUCCUGCUUGACCCAUGUGACUGUGUACCUGACCCUCUGGGAUCUUUUCAGCUAUUAAAACAUUUUACUGUUCCCACAUACCCAGCUUUGCAGGUUUCCUAGAUUGACCUCUUAGGAUAUGUUUCUUUGUCUUUCCUGCCUUUAACUUGUUGGGGUCUUUUGUUGCUACCCGUAAAGAACUAAACUGGGUGCUAGGAGCUGCCUUUGUAUAUAGAGAUGUAGAUGGCAGUGUGAUGUUUAAGAGACCAUCCAGGCCAUUCUCCCAGGGAUGAGGACUUGAAGAGCCCUAAAGAUAAUAGUGGCUUCUCUCUGAUUGCUACUAUGCUGUGUGAUAGGCCUAAUAGGGAAAAGAUACGUAACUUGAAAUAAAGUUGGCAUAAAUUCAGUAUGUGGAUGUGGGACAGAGGUUGGAAGGAAAGGACUAGGGUAUGGAAAGCUGAAGAAAUUCUCCUUUUGAGCUCUCGUUGACUCUUUGAACAGUGACAAGCUAAUGCCAGAUUUAAAAUACACAUUUUUUCCUAUUUAAGUCUGUAGGAUUAUAUCACUUGAAAAGUUGCAUUCCUUGUUAGGUCACAUGUCAUAGGAGAGUAGCUUAGAGAACUUGCAUUACCAGACAGACACAUUAAUUCCCAAAGCCUCUGUGUUGAGAAAAUGAAACUGUUAACUCUUUUUCAGGGAGGAAUAUGAAUAAAGAAACUUCUUUAUUCAAGCUUCAGCUUUCAGCUGGGUUGUUCCCUCUAAAAAGGAAAGGACAUUGCAAGUGCAUAGAGGAAAUCUCUCCCUUCUGGGACUGCUUUUCCUCCUUCAUCCUCCAUGAGCCUGUCCAAGCUCAGAAUUCUGAAGGUGGUUAGAAAUGUGUUGGGAUUGCAGAGAGAAAGGAGCUCGUCUUUCCUUCUGCUGUGCUGGUCUGUUUUGGAUGUCAGUCUUCAGCCUGGUUUCACAAGGCAUAUUUGGUCAGGACUAUGAAAACUUCCUGCCAGUUUAGCAUGGACACUGAGGGCUGGCAUUUCUAGUCCUCUGCAGACACUGAAUGUGCUGACUCCAGGUAUAGGAAGCAGCUAGCAAAGUGAUUCUUUUUAAAAUGCAUAGGACUCUGCUUCCAGUGGUUCCUCUUGUAGUCCAACUCUUUUUUGCCAUCUAUUUUAUGUUGGGAGGUGGGGGCACAAUUGUCACUCACGACAUAGGCUCUGCUAGUUAGAGUUUGCUACCUUCUUAGCAGAAAAUGCAUCUUGUUGGACCUUCACUGGGGAAAGGCUGGGAGCCUCUGGCUGUCUUUGACUUUUCUCACAGGAGUAGAACCAGCAAGCCAGGCUGGAACCCUUUACCCUUGAAUGGUGACGCUUGUAUUUGUAAGGGGUGAUGUUGAAUUUAAGCCACUACUCUGUUUAAACUUUUUUUUUUAAUUGGCAACUAGAAGUUUGAGAAUUUGUAUAGAAAUAGAACAUGUAGGCUGGGCUUAGUGGCUCACACCUGCAAUCCCAGCACUUUGGGAGGCCGAGGCAGGUGGAUCAUGAGGUCAGGAGUUCAAGACCAACCUGGCCAACAUGGUGAAACCCCAUCUCUACUAAAAAUACAAAAAUUACCCAGGUGCGGUGGCAGGCACCUAUAAUCCCAGCUACUCAGGAGGCUGAGGCAGGAGAAUUGCUUGAACCCAGUGGGUGGAGGUUGCAGUGAGCUAAUAUUGCGCCACUGCACUCUAGCCUGGGUGACAGAGCAAGACUCCAUCUCAAAAAAAAAAAAAGAAGUAGAACAUGUAUUUUUAACAGUUGCCAAUCUGGCUGGUCCCAGUGUUAGUUUAUUAGUGAUUGAUCUGUAAUUAUUGGGAUUAUUUAUUCAACUCUAAAAUUCCAAGAUGAAAAUAAUUUAUCUCUCUAUUUUCAAGGAAAAAAAAGCGAAAUGAAUGCCUUUUCAGUUUCUCCACCUUUGAACUGCAGCAGAAAAUUCAAGGAUACAGCCUAGGCCUGGGCAAAUGCAGCCCUGGGUCUUUGGGCCAGUUUCUGGCAAUAAUAGUUGACUUUUGGGAAUCACAUAAGGGUGAAACCAGAAACCAUCCUAAGGAAAAGGCUUGACCUUUGUAGCACCUUUAGUUUCCAAAAUCACAGCAGCUGGGGUCCCUUUUUUUUUUUUUUUUUUUUUUUUUUUAAAGCAUAGUCUCACUCUGUCACCCAGGCUGGAGUGCAGUGAUAUGACCAUAGCUCACUGCAGCCUCAAAUUCCUGGGCUCAAGCAAUCCUCAUAUCUCAGCCUCCUGAGUAGCUGGGACAAUAGGCACGCACCAUCACGGCCAGCUAAUUAUUUUUAUUAUUUUUAUUUUUUGUAGAGACUGGAUCUUGCUCUAUUUCCCAAGCUGUUCUUAAAUUUUUGUGCUCAAGUGAUUAUCCCACCUCAGCCUCCCAAAGUGCUGGGGAUUAUAGGCUGGGCGUGGUGAGCCACCCGAGCCUGCACUCUCUUUAAUUAAGGUUAUAAAGCUAACCAUGGCUUAAAAUACUAAGCAGCAUUUUCCAAAUUGUUGAUUACUAUUACAUUGGUUUUGGAGAAGCUGGGAAGUAAGGCAGUGAGGUGAAUACUCUGAUAGUUAACACGUGUUAGAGAGGAAAGUUGUGUGAAGAGGCCGCCAAAGUAAACAGCAUGAAUGAAUCUUGUAUUAGGGCGGCUGCAAACCCCAGGUAGAAAAAUGACAGCCCAGGCUCCUGAACCAUCGGGAACCCAGGAGUCUGCCCUACUGUGAGGAGGGGGCAGGCCUUCUUCAAUAAGGGUCCCACCAUCACGGGCUAAUAAUCUUUCACAGUUUAGGUGAUAUUGAGGUAUUGGGACUGUUAGAAAUCUGACAGAUUUGACCAAGAUUUGGAGAUGUGCACAUAUUGGGAAGGACUGGGUGUCCCUAGCCGCUCUCCUCUGGGAUAACGCGGGCGUCAUUAGUUUGGGAAGCGGUGGGGAGAAGAGGAGGAUUGACUCCGAUUUGGAGUGUAGUGGGGGCCUUGAUGUCCUUCUGCCUCUGCCCACAUUUCCCCGUGUGACUCACUGCAGCCCGCAUUGCUCACAGGGAUCAUUAGUUCUCCGGGUAGGCAGAGCACCUUCUGCAGACGCUGCUCUGCUGCCUUGUGAAUUUCCUCCACAGACUUAGUUGGUUAUAAUUUGAAAACAGUUUUUUGUUUUUUGGUUUUUGUGGUUUUUUUCCUUUGUUUUAAUCUUCUCAUACUGAAACUGCUAUUCAUGACAGGGAAAGGGGAGCAGGAAGCCAACCCAGGGAAACAUGAGAGUUUCCUGCAUACCACUUGGCCACCUGCCCUCACUGGCCAAACCCCUACUGCUGUUCCCAGUCAGUCUGGUUUUUAGAGGCAUCAUGGGAAUAGAACAGCUGGAUACACUAUUCUCGACAGGGUGUCAGGCAGGAGUCCCAGGGGACAGGAGAGAAAUCUGUAAAGGGACAGAUGCACCAUCUUUAUUUUAAAGGAAAAAGCUCCCUCAGAUUUUGUUACUAGAAGUCUCCUUUGUGACAUUUGCUGAGCUUUCUCCCCAGUCCUACCUUCCUAUUGGCUACCUUUUAUAUAAAAAUAAUAAACAUUUUAGACUAAUAUGACAAAAAUGAGAUAAAAUCUUUAAAAUAUUUUACUAGUUUACAGUUACUAAAAUGUGCUUACUAUAAAAUAGUAAAAUAUUUUACUCUGUAAAUCAUCACUAAGUAAUUCUGUCCUGUUGAUUGUGAGCCUUCAAAAAUGUUUAAUACUUGAAGGAUGGUUUGGGAGGCAGGGAGUCCUUUUCUUAAAAACAAAACAACUUUAAUGAGGCAUAUGUUACAUAUCAUAAAACACCCAUUUCAAGUGUACAAUUCAGUGAUUUUAGUAACUUCCCUCAGUGGUGUAGCUAUAACUAUUACUCAGUUUUAGAACAUUUUUAUCCCUUCUGAUAAGAUCCUUCAUGCUGUUUUACAGUUAAUCCUGUUCUUACCCCCAGCAACCACCAAUCUACUUUCUCUAUAAAUUUGCCUUUUCUAGACAGUUCGAAUCAAUGGAAUCAUACAAUAUGCGGUCUCUUGGGUCUGGCUUUUUUACUUAGCUAAUGUUUUUGAGGUUCGUCCAUGACAUACAACAUGUUUUGGUAGUUUGUUCCUUUUAUUGCUGAGUAGAAUUCCAUUGAUGGAUGUACCACAUUUUGUCAGCAGAGAGCCUUUUAAACUUGGAUUCCAGCUUCCUGUGGUCUAAAUGGAACCCUCCGAACAGGACUUAUAGGGGAAGCUGCUGUGCCUGUCAAAGAAAACCUACUAAUCAGAACGAGCUUUGUCAUCCGGCGUCAGAACUGCUGCAGAAAUUUUUACAAUUUUGCAACUUCUUUUUUUACAAGGAACUUUUGUGCUACUACACAUCAGGACUUUUGAAGCAUCCGAUAAAUCCAUGUAAUAAAUACGAGCGUGUGUCUGAGUGGACAAGAAAGUGAAACCAUCCAUGCUACAUUGGAUAAUUUUUCCUCCCCCAGACUGGACAGGGAAUCUCAGCUUUCGAAAUAGAGUAUCCUGUCUCCAUUUACAAAGCUGCACAGGUAUUAAAGAUCGUGCUGCCUUUGUUAGGCAGAUUUGGAGGGGAGGCCCAACAGCAAAGAUGGAGAGGAAAAGGGAGUGGAACUUGUGGAACAGGAAGCCCCCCAGGGUCUGUGUAGGGCUGCUCAGCUCUUGAGGAUAUUGUAGAUGGUGAGGUAGUGAUGGUGUCCCGGGGCAGCCCAGCACCUCCACUGGGCCCAGAAGGUCUUGACUUUGGACACUUACCCUUGUUUCACAAGUGUUUAAAAGCUGUUUUUGCUUUUGUUUUUUUUUUCCUAAUCAUUACUUGGUAGUUACUAAUCCUUCUUUGGGGGAGGGACAGGGCUUUAAAACGGAAGAAAAUAAUUUUCAUAAAAAUAUCAAAAAUGGAAAAACUUUACUUUGUAAAAACUUUGCUAUACAAACCAAAUGGCAGCUGUUGAGAAUCUCAAUAAAAUGUUAAAUGCA